This is a messenger RNA of Mobula hypostoma (lesser devil ray), 4744 nucleotides long. Its product is annotated as coiled-coil domain-containing protein 171-like. NCBI's taxonomy places the organism in Eukaryota, Metazoa, Chordata, Chondrichthyes, Myliobatiformes, Myliobatidae. The coding region runs from base 161 to 3937 and encodes 1258 amino acids. The transcript is spliced from 25 exons. The record is from RefSeq and is a predicted model, not a curated record.
GCACGGAGCGGAAGCCGAUCGUUGGUUCCAAUUUAAAUGAUCGGUGUUUCCCGCUCACGGGGCUGGACUCACCGCAGUUGUGGGACAUUUAAAAAAGCUGGCGUGUCAGGGUCUGGCGCCUGUCUGAUUAGCAGAGUUAAAAAUAUGUAGGAGUGAAGUAAUGUCUGCUGCAGAUCUUCAAGUUCCGCUGCGAAAUUCUCUGGAAGGAACAGGUGACAAUUCCCAGGUUGUUCAACUGAAAGGUAGUAUGGGGUCAAAGAAUAUUAUUCCAAAGUUGCCUUCUGGGGAAAAGCAAAAUCCUGCUGGUGAAAUCAAAAGUUUGCAGAGUACCAUUAAUCAGCUCCAGAAUCAAAUUAAAUAUCUGCAACCUGUGGAUGGGAGUUUCAAUCCUACAGAUUUCAGGUGGAGACUGAAUAAAGUGGAAAAAGAAAAAUUGGAACUAGUCAGCAGAUUUAAUGAAGAGCGUUCAGCAUUUGAAAGUCAUGUUGCUAAGUUGCGAUCUCAACUGGAAAAAGGGGAGGCAAUGCGGCAGACCCUGGAAUACGACUUAGCUGUAGCCAAGAAGGAAGCCAGUGUGGUACGAUCUACUUCUGAAGACAGAAUAGAAGCUAUACACAAAAUACAUGCACAAUUGAAAGUACAUAACUCAGAACUUCAGCAGAAAGUGGAAAAUUUGCAAAAGACUUUACAAGUUUUGCAACAAGCAAGAGAGGAUGAACAGGAGAGAUUCCAAAGCGAACAAGAGGAUCGAGAAAAGAUGAUUCAGAACUCAAUAACAGAAAAUGAAUUCCUGAUAGCUGAAAGGAAUCGAAUUGAUGUGAUCUUGCAGGACCAGGAGCAAACAUUCGUUGAGUUGCAGAAGCGAUUAAAAGAGCUAGAAGUUGAGCGCAACAAUCUUUCUGAUGCUUUACGAAGACAGGCAAAAGAACUUGAGUAUAGCAUUGAUCGAGAGGAGCGUCUAAAAACAGAGCUAGAGGUUGGACAACAAAGAGUUAAAAUCUUGGAAGAAAAUAUUGAGGCAGAAAGAGCUGCCCAUCUGGAAUCAAAGUUUAACUCUGAAAUCAUUCAGUUACGGAUCCGUGAUCUUGAAAAUGCUUUGGAAGUGGAAAAAUCAAGCCAUGCAAAUGCAGUGUCAACUUUGGAACUGAUCAAGCAACAACUCAGGGAAGUUGAAUUCUCAUAUGAAAGGGAAAAAUCAAAAGUUGUGGAAUCUACAAAUCAGUUACAGAAAUUACAAAAGGAAAGUACUGUUACAAAAACUCAAUUGACCGCUGAGUUGGAAGAAAAGAAUGAUGUGAUUGCUGAUCUUUCAAAACAACUUGAGAGACACGAGGAAAGUUUUGAAAAUCUUCAGGAUGAAUUAACAAAAGUAAAGAAACAUCAUGCUUUCCUGGAAGAAGCAUAUGGGGGCAGCAUAAGAGAGCUGGAAUUUCUUUUGGCCAAUUUUGCUGUGUCAGGUCCACGGACAUCAGUUGAUCAAAAGGACAAAGAGAAAAGGUUAAGCCCCUCUGUUGUCCUUGAGAAUUUGAGACAAACUUUGACAGAUUACCAGAGCAAGCUGAAGGACUCCUCUAAUGAGCUAAACAGAGUGAAGGAUUUACAUGACAAGAUAAGUGAGCAGUGUGAGGCUUACAAAGAACUGAUUUGGUCACGAAAUGAAAAUUGUGAGAAAGUUCAGGAAGAAUUGGCAGAAACAAAUAAGAAGUUAAAUCACUGGCGAAACGAAUGUGUCAGAAAGGAUGCAAUUAUUGAUACUUUGAGCAUGGACCUACAAAAUAUGAAACAUUGUUUUGAAAUGGAGAAAAAUUCUAUUGUUGAAACUAAAUGUGAAUUUCAAAAACUCUCACGGGCUCAUCAACAGGAUAUAGAGGAAAAACUGGCCUUCCUUCACAGCUUGUACCAGCGUCUAAUGGCAGGAUGUGUAGUCAUGAAACAACAAGACGGCAUGCUGGCAAAAUUCUCCUGGACGGAACUCUGCUCUAUUCUGCAAGAAAAUGUUGAUACCCUCAUUUCCGAUCUUAACAAGGCCAAUGAAAAGGAGUCAUAUUUGGAGCGUAUCUGUCGGAAUAAGGAAGAAGCAAUACGGCAGCUUCAGCAAAACCAAGAAGCUACCUUCAAUAAACUGACUGAACAGAUGAAGGAGCGAGAGGCUAGCUGGCAGAAACAGAAGAAUGAAAUGGAACGGCAUUAUUCUGUACUCCUUGGGGAGAUUCAUUCAAGGGCACAGUCAUGCUAUCUUGAAGCAGAAGAAGCCAAAGAAAAAUUUUCCAGUCUGACAAAAGUCAAUGAUCAGUUGACAUUUGAACUGUCACAUACUAAGAAACUAUUGUCUCAGAAACAGAAGGAACAUGUUGCUUUACAUGCGGCUUGUGCUCUGAUGGCAGGUGCAUUGUACCCAUUAUACAAUAGAUCCUGUGAGUUGUCUGUGCAGAAAGACUUCCUUACAGACCAAAUGAACACAUGUGAAUAUUUCAAAAAUGAAAUCAGGACCGUUGUCCAAAUUCUUUCUCUGGAAGAGAAUCCUAGCAAAUCAAAGAAAAGGAAGAAACCACCAAGAGGAUUGAUUCAGGUUUUCAGAAAAAGUGUUAUUGCUGUAAUGGCAGCCAACAGACUUCAAGCCUUUGGUCGGGGAUGUAGGCCACUAUUUACAUGGAGUGAGGGAAUAAAGAACAAACCAAGACUUGCAGUUUUCUCUGGCUGCACAAUGUCCUGUGUCUCUAGUUCAAGACAAGAACAGAACCAAUUUAUGAAGUCUGUUGGAUGGCUUUCAAGUUCUGAGCUAUUGACUGCAAUAGUUGAUUCUAUGUCUGAAUUACAAGAUAUGAUCACUAAAGCACACCCAAAUCAUCUUUCAAACUGGCCAAUGGAACAUGUAGCCAAAAAUUCUUUCUCAAAAUUCAUGGACAGAUUAAGUGUGGAGAUGGAAAAUGUUUCUCUUUGGUGUGGCAGACACAUUGGAUAUGGGCAUAAAAAAUCAUUGGUACAAUUAUUGGGCUCCGGACUAUGUAAAGUCAAUACCAAGGCAGGAAAAGAAGGAUGUCAGGUCACUAUGCCAAUAAAGCAAUGUGUGGAAGUAUUGAAGAAACAGAUCCUUGAGUUUACUCAGAGGUUGCAUGCCGCUGAAGUAGAACGACGUUCAUUGCGUUUGGAACUCGCCCAACUCAAAAGUUAUCUGAGUGACUUGAAAAGAGAAACAGGAAAAGCUUACAACCUGGAACAGCAGCUGAAUAACCUCAAGCAAUCACUGAAGACCAAGAAGAUGGUUCCAUUUGAGAGAUUUGGCAGUAUUUGUGAAGAGCUGAAUAAUGCCUUGCAUAGGGAGCACCUGGCCCAGCUUCUGUUAAAUGAUCAGGUUCAUCAGAUGCAAGAGUUAAAUCUACGACUGGAGCAACAUUCAAGUGAAGAAGCUGAGAAGAAUCAAACACUCUCUGAGGCUGUAAUGAGUCUGUCCGAAGCAAAAAUGGAACUGAGGAGGAAAGAUCAGUCUUUGCGUCAGCUAAACAAAAAUCUCUCACAGCUGGAGCAAGAUAAACGCCGACUUGAAGAGAGUAUCCAAGAUGCAGAAAACGCCCUGUGCAAGGCAGCAAAAGACAAAGAACACUUGAUUAAUUACCUGAGAUCUUUGGAUGUUGCCUUUCAACAGGUCAGAGAUCAGAUCUCACUGUCAUGGUCUGUGACACCAAGAAACGACUUUACCCUGCAGCUCCCUAAGCUGCAACUGGAAACCUUGGUAUCAAAGGGGCCAAAGGAUGGGCUGGAGGUUACAUCAUUGCAGAACUUAACCCAGACUUUUAUGGAUAUUUACCAGCUGGCUAGCUCCAGAGUUACUGCUCUGGAAGCAGAAGUCACUUCACAUCAAAAGCACAUCGGGACUCUUAAAUCAGAACUUCAGACUGCAUGCCUGCGUGAAAAUAAUGCCUUAGUUCCAAUUCUUUGAGAAAAUUUUUAAGGUUGGAAGAAGAUGGCGCCAGCGAACAACGCAGCCAAAGGCUAUGUCCAUCAGGCAGUUCAUGAAACUACUUCUUUUACUACUUCUUCUUUCAAAUAUGAUUCUUUGACUAUUGGAACCUGUAAUUUACAUCUUGGUGAUGUGUCUUCGGGUGGACUGAGCGAUCUGGCACUUUGCUGUCCCUGAGGAAGUUCGGUGAGGCUUCGAGUGGAGUCUGUGGCCUGGGGUGUGAGUCCAUAAUCAACUCCAUUUCUCACUGAUCUCGCCGAUUAAAGUGUCAAGCAAGAUUGAAAUCAAUGAGGAUGACAGCAGAAGGGGAGCAGGUGUUCAGUGGCAUCUGCCUUCGUUUGACCAGUUUCUCUCUCCUUUUCGCUUGCUAUACCGGGGGAAGGUGCCUGCAUGUGAUCGGUCUCCCUCUCCCUCACCAGAGUGCAGGGUUUUGGAUAACGUUUAAUCAACGCAGUUUGUGGAUUGGACUCAGUAUGCAUGUUAUGAUUUGCUUCUGGUUUCUGGCUACUCCUUUUUUAUUGCUAUUUUGUGCAAUUUUGAUUGGGGCAGACUGGCUCUGCAUCCUGCAGUCAACAAACAACACAGCACUAAAUUGAACCGAACUAGACUGCACAUUUCUGGACUGUUUCAAUGAUUUUGUAGUUUGAUAUUUUAUAUUCUGUGUUUCGCGCUCAUUUUUUGCCAUUUGUGUGAUUUGUUCUUUUUUUGUGUAUGGGUGUUUGAUGUUUUUCUUUGAACAGGCUCCGUACUGUUUCUUUGUUUCGUGGCUGUCUGCGCGAAGAUGAA